ACAGCAAAGAGCUCCAAAAUGUCCGUCAGUCAUCAUCAUCAUCAUCAUUGACACAAACAUAACAAAUAAUUUUUCUCGUAAAGACACGUCUGUUUAAGAAAAGUGUUAAAAUGCAUGUGAUUAAUUAAAUUAAAAAGGUGUCAUCAGUGAAAAAUAACUAACAUGAGUGAUCUUGGUGUUGGAAGUUUUUUUAAUUCUCUUCCUUUCUUCACUAGAUAUUGGUUUGCAUUAUCAUUAGCGUUUCCCUUAUUGGCAAGAUUUGGAUUAUUAAACCCUUAUUAUCUUAUACUAGAGUACAAUGCAUUUUUCAAACAGUUUCAGAUUUGGAGACCUCUCACUGCUGUUUUCUAUUUCCCCCUGACCCCCAACAGAGCAUUUUCAUAUCUUCUUAAUCUCUAUUUUUUAUACAACUAUUCACUUCAACUAGAAACAGGACUUUUUGCUGGAAGACCUGCAGAUUAUUGCUUUCUUUUGCUUUUUAACUGGGCCACACUUGUUUGUGCUGGUUUAGCACUUAAUGUUAUGCUUUUGAUGGAGCCCAUGAUUCUGAGCAUGCUGUACCUUUGGUGUCAAGUAAACAAAGAUACUAUCGUUAGUUUUUGGUUUGGUACAAGAUUUAAAGCUAUGUAUCUACCUUGGGUGUUAUUUGGUUUUAACUUCAUUUUACAAGGAGGAGGGUUUGAAGAAUUACUUGGCAUUUUGGUUGGGCACUUGUACUAUUUCUUGAAAUAUACGUAUCCUCAGUCAAACGGUGGCCGCAGCAUUCUUGAAACUCCACAAUUUCUGUAUAAUUAUUUUCCUUCUAAUGUAAGAUCGGGAAGAGGAGUACCACCUGCUACCAGACAACCCCCUAGAGCUGGGGGUUAUAAUUGGGGCCGAGGCCACACACUUGGCGAUUAAUCACUUAUUUUUGUUACUUAUAUUUUUUAUGAAUCACAUUGUUCUAUUUAUUAUUUUGUAACCAAAUAAGAUACCAUAUGUAUAUGAAAAAGCAUGUAAAUAAUGAGAUGACUAACUGUCAACUAUUAAAUUCUUCAUUAUAAUUUAUGUGUCAUAACUACAAUGCUAUACUGUACUUAUAAAUGGUUAACAAAAAUCAAUAUGUAUAUGUUGCUAGCUUUCUAUAAUGAAGUAUUUACAUUGAGAAAAGAUAUUAUCUCAUUUAAAAUGUUAUCUCAUAUUUAUGAACAUGUAAAUAAACAUUCUUUGCUUAUUA
This is a messenger RNA of Parasteatoda tepidariorum (common house spider), 1216 nucleotides long. It is a transcript of the gene Der-1, whose product is annotated as derlin 1. The record is from RefSeq and is a predicted model, not a curated record. Lineage: Eukaryota; Metazoa; Arthropoda; Arachnida; Araneae; Theridiidae.